Messenger RNA from Limanda limanda (common dab), 1148 nucleotides. Its product is annotated as platelet-derived growth factor subunit A-like. Gene Ontology annotation, biological process: positive regulation of cell population proliferation; positive regulation of phosphatidylinositol 3-kinase/protein kinase B signal transduction; positive regulation of ERK1 and ERK2 cascade. The coding region runs from base 1 to 603 and encodes 200 amino acids. Gene Ontology annotation, molecular function: platelet-derived growth factor receptor binding; growth factor activity. The record is from RefSeq and is a predicted model, not a curated record. Gene Ontology annotation, cellular component: membrane. The transcript is spliced from 6 exons. Lineage: Eukaryota; Metazoa; Chordata; Actinopteri; Pleuronectiformes; Pleuronectidae.
AUGAGAGCCGAGAUCUUCCACCUCCUCGCCGGCUGCCUCUGCCUGUUGCGCGCCGCUGCUGCUGCUGAGUCUCCUCUCCCCCGGGAGCUGCUGGAGCGACUCUCCCGCAGCGACAUCCGCAGCAUCAGCGACCUCCAGCGGCUGCUCGAGUUAGACUCCGUAGAGAACGAGGUGAUCGAGGAGACCAAACACAACUACCACAAGGACUUCUCCCACAGCUUCCUCGACCUGAAGAGUGCACACACGCACACCAGACACAGGCGGAGCACUGUGGUGGAGGAGGCCAUGCCGGCCGGCUGCAAAGUGCGGACCACGAUCUAUGAGAUCCCCCGGAGCCAGGUGGACCCCACCUCGGCCAACUUCCUCAUCUGGCCGCCCUGCGUGGAGGUGAAGCGCUGCACCGGCUGCUGCAACACCAGCAACAUGAGGUGCCAGGCGGCUCGCAAGCACCACCGCACGGUCAAGGUAGCGAAGGUGGAGUACGUGCGAAAGCGGCCGAAGUUGAGGGAGGUGCAGGUGAAGCUGGAGGAUCAUCUGGCCUGUAUGUGCACCAGCAAACGCCACAUCAGCCCAAACACAGGCACAGAUAACGGCAUCAGGUGAAGAGAGACGGAUGAAUGAAGGAGUGGAGAAGAGAAAAAUGGACGCCGGCCUGAAGCAGAACACAAAGACAAGCACCUUUUGCCUCUAACACCUUCACCACCUGGCAGCAGGGGACUGAACCAUUCCAUGGAAUAUAUAUCCUGAUCUCUCUGGAGGUUUGAUGGAGAAACUCUGAACCUCAACUCGACCUGACAGGACAAAACCGAGAGCGUCAAUCUGUGUCACACAGGAAGGAAUCUCAGACAGGGAGAGAGGGUUUUCCUCUCUUUGAUUCCUCGACGGAGAGAAGACGAGAUUAGAAAGUGGAAGCGCGGGGCCACGCAGCAGAAGAGAGAGAGGUGGAUUCUGGGAUACCGGAGGACUUAAUGUCUGCGUCUUGAGUAUAAACCGCUCAGUGACUGGGAUUAUAAACUGGGUGGAAUCCUUUUUCUAGAAACAGAGACUGGGAUUAGAUUUUGUACUCAAAGAUUUACAAAACACACACACACACGCAUAUACACACACAAUAUAUCCUCUUAUUUUUAUAACCUCUGAUUUUCUAUGGC